This is a messenger RNA of Colletotrichum truncatum, 2013 nucleotides long. RefSeq names its product c3h4 type zinc finger protein. NCBI's taxonomy places the organism in Eukaryota, Fungi, Ascomycota, Sordariomycetes, Glomerellales, Glomerellaceae. The record is from RefSeq and is a predicted model, not a curated record.
AUGGACGACUCUAUGGACUACAUCUAUCACCAUCCAGAGCAACACCCGAGCCACGGUCAGCUUCCCUACUCGCAACAACGGUCUAGAUGCCCGUAUUUCAACAGGACAGAGACUCAAGGGCAUCCCGCAAUUUCCCCGCAUCGUUCGACGUCACAUUACGACCCCGUGCACGCUUCAGCUAGUCACUGGCAAUCGCAGGCGCAGAUACAGCCACAUCACUGGCAACCCCAAAUGCUGGGACACCGAGGAACGUCUACACCAUAUCAUCGGCCAGCCAACUCUGUCCCGGAACCUCCUUAUUAUAACCAUGGCCCGGUGCCAAACUUUGGCCAUGCACUGGCCGGCUACCAAGGUCCUUCCCAUGAUAUUGGCGGUCUCCACGCAAUCCAUCCACCCUUUCCCAUCCCACAACUUCCCCCGGUGAGAUACGGAAACCCGACGCCUUUUCAUGCAAACUCUUCCAACUCAAAUCAGUCUGCAACGGCACCCCCAGAAAGCGCCUUUGGGCACCCUCCCGGGCCCCGUAGCAGUGGCCACUUUGACACACUUUCACCCUCGACAGCCGCAACGUCAACACAGCCUCCUUCUGUACAAGACUCUUCAGAAGCGAACAUGGAUAGCCAAUCCAGCAAUGAGUCUGCAGCUUCGGAAUCUUCAACCAGCCAAACCCAGGCGCCUGCAAGCACCAAUAUCCAGUUCGGAUCCUCGCCGCCGUCUUCUGCUCCCCAGCACAACAACCCUACCUUUGCACCUUCUUCAUACCGGCCUAAUCGGCCAGUACCUGGAGGUGAAAUAUUUGCGGCUACGCCAAAUGGUUUGCCCUUGUCCGGUGUUGCACAUGCUCGGUCAGAAGGUUCUUCGACCGGAUCCUCAAGCUCAUCAAACAACUCAGCUCCAGUCGCACCAGCUGCAGAACGCCGACGAGUCCCGACAACCGCACGACGCACCCUGUCGCGGAGACAGUCGCCGCCGUCAGAUCGGGAGUAUGAUCAUGAGGGGGAGAUGCGGAUGCUUGAGCAUUUUAUUGUCCACACGGGGAAUCGAUUGAUGGGUCAUGAUAUCGAUGACAAUCACAUCCGGGCUGCUCAGUUCCUGCGUGGUUCUGUGUCCACUAAGAUGGUCGCGUCCACAUCAGCUAUUCAGUCCCUGCAGAGCGUGGCAACUGCGGAUCUUUCCGAAAGCGAAAGAACAUGCGUAAUCUGCUACAAUGAGUUUGGCGUUGAGACACCUGAAGGGGUGAAGGAGGCACCUCUCCGACUGCCAAAGUGUAAGCACGUAUUCGGCGACCACUGCAUUAAGAAGUGGUUUGAGGAGUCGGACAGCUGCCCUUAUUGCAGGAGUAAAGUGCCGUCGGAGCCCAGAAUGACAUCCACAAACAGCGCAUUCAAUAACUUGUUCCGCACUCGGGGUAUUGUGAGGGAAAGAGAUUCUACCCAUGGACAGGAUGAAUCGAGUCGUAAUUCCGCAGCAGCCUCCACUCAUGGCGAACGCCGGUCGCCCCCAGCUGACAGCGGAGAGACUCGACGGAGGAUUAGACCACGACAUGGCAGCUUCCGGGGACCGGGCUCUCCACCCUUCAGUGGCGGCCGCCCAGGAUCUUUUGGGGGCGCUUCUUCAGCUACUCAUGAAAGAAGAGCACAUGCCCUCGUCGCCGGUCGUACACAUACAUCAAAUGCACCGAGCCGGAUGACUAGCGGAGGCCCGCCACAGUUCCCUUUUCCUGUGGGAAACAUUACCCAUUAUCACAUUCCGAGCUUUGGGGUACCCUCCGAAACAUCUCCUGCUGCUCAAGCAAUGCCGCCUUAUGUACCGCCGGUGCCCCAUGGAUUCCUCCAAGCAGGGCAAAAUGCUCCGUUUUCUAACUUGAACCGCAACUCCCUGCCGGCCCCACCUCCUGGCAACUGGCAUAGCGGAAGCCCCACGAUGCCGGAGGACAUGCAUCGCCGCAUGAUGGUCGGUGACAACAAUGCCGUGCCUCAGACUAAUGGACCACCGCACUGGGGACCGCAGUAG